This is a messenger RNA of Mangifera indica (mango), 1818 nucleotides long. RefSeq names its product phenolic glucoside malonyltransferase 1-like. The record is from RefSeq and is a predicted model, not a curated record. The coding region runs from base 56 to 1441 and encodes 461 amino acids. Lineage: Eukaryota; Viridiplantae; Streptophyta; Magnoliopsida; Sapindales; Anacardiaceae. The transcript has a single exon.
UAUCAAAACCUAAUACAUUGAGUUAGAGAUUCGAUUUCUCUGAAUUUCUAUCACCAUGGCUUCACAUGAUCUCCCAGUAGUGAAGAUACUUGAGAUUUCCCAAGUUAGCCCAUUUAUCAACUCAGCCAACUCGCUCACACACCUCUCUAUUCCUCUUACUUUCUUUGAUGUAGUCUGGAUCAAAUUUCCUCCAAUGGAGACUCUGUUCUUUUAUCAAUUCACUGGCUUAACCCUUCUUCGUUUCAACUCAGAGAUUCUUCCUAAGCUCAAACAUUCACUCUCGCUCGCUCUUGGUUACUAUCUCCCUCUCGCAGGCAAAGUCACAUGGCCUCCACAUGCCCACAUACCUACCAUCUCCUACUCUAAAGACGACACCGUUUCUGUCCACGUCGAAGAGUCCAACGCAGACUUUAAUCGCCUGUCCGGCGAUGAUAUCCAUGAGUCUUCUGAGUCACGUCAUUUAAUACCCGAGUUGUUGACGUCAGACGAAAGCACAUCAAGCAUGGCCGUACAAAUAACCUUGUUUCCAAAUCAAGGGUUUUGUAUUGGCGUGGCCAUGCACCACGCAGUUUCGGACGGCGCCACCGCCAUCGCUUUCCUGAAAUCCUGGGCUUAUCUAUCCGCAAACCUGGGCAAAGAAAACCCUAAUUUGUCCCCAGAACUUACCCCAUACAUUGAUCGGACGGUUGUCAAAGACCACACUGGUAUUUGCAUGAUGUACUUGAAGCACUUGUUUCAGUUCAAUGAGUCCGAUAAUCUGGAAGCCAACCAACGAAGCCUGAAGCUGAAUGAAGACUUGGGAUUGAACCGUAAUUCCUUUCGAGCCACGUUUAAACUGACUCGUGAAGAUAUAAAGAAACUCAGAGAAAAGAUAUUGUCCACCAAACAGCUUCAUCUGUCUACUUUUGUAAUUACAUAUGCGUAUGUUCUAGUUUGUUUCGUGAAGGCGAAAGAGGUAGAAGGUCAUAGAAACGUUCACUUUAUUAUUCCAGUAGAUUGCAGAAGCCGUCUGGAUCCUCCACUGCCCCAAAAUUAUUUAGGCAACUGUGUUUAUUUCCGUGACGCGACUCUGAAAGCAGGUGUUUUCAUGGAGGAAAAUGGCGUUGCGAAAAUCGCGGAGAAAAUCAGUGACAUGAUAAGAGAUAUUGAGGAGAAGGAACUUCUUGAAGGUGCAGAGGAAGGUUUAGAAAAGCUGGCUAAGAUUGCUGAAGCAGAAGAACAAAUGUUUACCAUUGCUGGGUCGAACCGAUCCCAGUUUUAUGGAGUUGAUUUGGGGUGGGGAAGACCAAAGAAAAUAGAGGUAACAUCCAUUGAUCGAACAGGAUCAAUUGCCAUGUCAGAGAGUGGAGAUGGAAAUGGCGUUGAAAUUGGGCUCGUUUCUAGCAGUCAUGAAAUGGAGAGUUUCAAGUCAGUAUUUGUCUCUGGUUUACAGUAUGUUUGAAGUUAACCGACGGGGACCAAAUCUAGCAGACUCAUUAUCAAUCAGGUUUUACUCAUUAAACCGGAUUGAUUCAGAAGUAAAUAGUAUUAAAUUGUAGUUCAAUUGUCAAGUUAAACCAAUCUGAUCUUUAUGCUGAUCUUAUAUAAGUAUAAUCUGUUUUUAAAUUUUAAUUAUAUUAUAGUGUCGUCUUCCAUCUGAUUGUCUCGUCGAGCAGCUGCAAUUCAGUCCCUAGGUCUGUAAACAUGGCUUAAACGUUGGGCUUGUUUUAUUAGACUGGUUUACUUGUAGUUCUUGUUUCUCAUGUUAAAAUCUAUAUGGAUAUAGGAAUUGUCAAAUAAUUAUACUCAGUGUUUUAUUUUUAUAGUGGAAAAGGUUUG